AUGUCCACCUUAUAUUAUCGUCCAAGAACAAGUGAAUUAAACUCAGAAGCAAUGGACCAAGGCACAAAUCAAGGUGUACUGAACGAUCUGAUGGAUGGUGUUCCAAACUAUAUGCAACCUGAUCCAAUGAAAGUUAAGAGUAGUUCACCGACUAGACAGAACAAAAACGAUCAGAUAGAUUCUGAUGCAAAUCAGCCAUAUAGUUUUCAGGAUUUUAAUGAAAAUGACGACCGUCUGUUGGAUGAACGAUCGACAAUGGAUACACGUCCAAGUGAACAAACAAUUGAGCCUACUAAUUGGGAUUGGCUACGAUUAAAUGCACUUGGACCAGGUUGGGAAGAAGUGCUUAAAGAGGUUCCGGUUACUCGAAGAGAAGCAUUGAAUUUACUUGUAAUCAUUAAGAAGAAAUUACUUCGGGCAGCGAGUGAACUCACAUUUUACAAGGAACGUGUGACUAUCUUGCAAGAACAGUUAAUUCAUCAGAAAAGAAAUGAAGAAAAGUUAAUUCGACUUCAAGCUGAAUGUAAGGCUCGAUCUUUGGAUGUAGAAAGACUUCGGAAACAAGCUUCAAGAGUUCCACCUUUGGAGAAAACAGUUAAACAACAAGAAGAACUUAUUUGUCGACUAGAAACACUAUUAGAUCGACGACGAAAACAGAUAGUCAAUGGAAAUCUUUCUAAUUAUGCUGUGAAUAUGAAUGCAUUAGACAACGAUUUAUUAGAUCAUCUAAGAAAUACAUCAACCGGCAAUCCUAUCAUGAAUUCAGAUGACUUAGUAACGUUAACAGCAUUAAGAAAUUUGUCAAGUGAAAAUGAAAGUUUACGCCGUACUGUAACUGAAUUAAAUCGAACCGUUCGCAAUUUGGCUAAACAACAACAGGAUAGCAAUGAGUAUCAUCAGAGGAUUGAACAAAAAUAUCGUGAAGAAAUAGAUGCCUUGAAGGAGCAACAAAAUCGUCUAGAAGAACAAACGUUACGUAGGGAUAGAAGACUUGAACCAAUAGAAAACGACAAUUUUCGAGUAACAGUCUCAGACAACGAACGAUCAGAAUUGUAUAAAAUGUUGGAUAAUGCUGAAUUACGAAUUAAAGCAUUGGAAGAAGAGCUUGAACGUCAUGAUCUUAGAGCACCACGAAGUACUAAUGAAUAGGUGCCUCACGCAGACCUCAUUUAACUAGAGAGCCUCUAUGGAAAUACUCAGGCCCAUCUAAGAUACCUCUUGGAUCAAGUGAUAUCUAUGCACGUAACUCGAAUUUCCCACGAAAAUCCCUUUUGAAGCAGAUCCCAGAGUAUGAGUCAUACUAGGCAGUUCUGCUGUAACAUUUAGUCUACAGGUUCAUUUUGAAGCUGAAAAAAACAAAUCAAUCUCUUCCACUUCUAAAUAAACAGACUGGACGGAAUAAUUUAGUCAGUGGAAAUACAAAACGUCAAUCUCAAGCAUUUGGUUCAGAUGUGAAUUUCCCUUCAGCUUACUCACUAGACAAAAGCAAAAUGUAUUCAAAUAAGAUCAUGAAUUCCAGUCAUAACAAUAAUAUACCCAACUAUGAUAUAAACAGAGAUGAUGAAGAUUUUUAAAAAGAGAAUUCUUAUCCUUUUUGAAAUAUUUUAAUUACUACCUCUAUGAAGAAAAAAU
Heterobilharzia americana is the source of this 1632-nucleotide messenger RNA. The record is from the annotation of a GenBank genome assembly. NCBI's taxonomy places the organism in Eukaryota, Metazoa, Platyhelminthes, Trematoda, Strigeidida, Schistosomatidae.